UUCUUCCCUUCCACACCGAAAGAGAGCUCUCUAAUCCGCGCCUGCCUGCCUCCGUCUAAAAGUCAUCGCUCUCUCUCUCUCUCUCUCUCUCUCUCUCUCUCUUUGGGUUUUCCCCUAUCUCUGCAAAUCAACCAAUCUGAGAUCGACUUUGUCUUCAUGGAGGUUCCUCCUGGCAUGGAAGAGAGCGGCAAGUCUGAGGCCAACUUGACCUCCGCAGCGGCUUUUGUGGAGGGUGGAAUCCAGGAAGCUUGUGAUGAUGCUUGCAGUAUAUGCCUUGAGGCUUUCUGUGAUAGUGAUCCUUCCACGUUGACUGGGUGCAAGCAUGAAUUUCAUCUACAGUGCAUUCUUGAAUGGUGUCAGAGAAGCUCUCAGUGCCCUAUGUGCUGGCAGCCCAUCAGCUUAAAAGAUCCCACCAGCCAGGAACUGUUUGAGGGUGUAGAACGCGAGAGAAGUGUUAGAUCUAACCCACCUCGAAGUACUGCAAUAUUCCAUCAUCCAACUCUUGGCGAUUUUGAACUACAACAUUUACCAGUGGGCGUGAAUGAUGCUGAACUUGAAGAGCGUAUAAUUCAACACUUAGCUGCUGCGGCUGCAAUGGGUCGGGCUCGCCAUAUUGCCAGAAGGGAGGGCCAGAGAAAUAGGUCAUCAGGUCAAGGUCGCCCACAAUUCCUGGUCUUCUCUACUCAUCCUCCUGCCACAGCUUCUUCCUCCCCAGAUCAGAUGAGAGAGGGUGAGCAAGCUCCUUCCAAUGCAGUAACUUCUCCAUCGCCCCCUAUGAAUGCGGGAGAAGUAACUUCUCGAGUGACUACUUCAAGACCUUCCCAAUCUGGUCAUGUUUCUGCCUCAGCAUCUGGAUCAAGUGUCCCACUAAAUAAUCAACAUGGGUCUUCCCUGACUACGAGGAGGUCUCCUAGCCAGUCAUCACCAAGUAGCCAAGAUCGAGCUGGGCCAUCAGAUUUACAAUCAUUCUCAGAAAAUCUGAAGGCUCGAUUCAAUGCAGUAUCAAUGAAAUACAAAGAGUCAAUUUCAAAGAGCACAAGAGGUUGGAAGGAGAGAUUGUUCUCUCGCAAUAGUUCUGUUUCUGACGUUGGUCCUGAAGUUAGAAGGGAGGUUGAUGAUGGCAUUGCAACAGUAUCACGCAUGAUGGAGCAUCUGGAAACAAGAGAAAAUAAUAGAUUCAAUGGUGCUUCUGGAUCAGAUAGUGUAAAUAGUUCAGUUUCUGAAUCAGAAAAUAGGCGGAUAGCAGAGAAUGGUGGUCAAAAUUCUUUGAGUGAGCAAAAUAUGCAAGCAACCUGUGCUGCAGGUUCUAGUUCAAAUUAGAAGUUAUUCGGCGAUCGAUUAAAGUUGAAGCAAUUUCUUAUAAGGUAAGGUGGAAUUCUCUCUUUUCCAUGCCAGUUCCCAGAAGUUAUGGUUUGUCAUGCUCUGCCAUACACCGCUGGAUUCUAGUGGAUAAUCCUUUUACAUUUGGAAAGGGCAUUGCUGAGUAAGAUCUGAUUCGUAAUAAAGAAACUACAGAAUGCUCUACUAUUUAGAUCUAGAUAUCAUCAUAUGCUUGUAAAUAUGUUUAUACCAGACUUAUUUAUGAAGACAUUUUCACUUGUGCAUUGACGGAUUAGUUGUUUCUGAAGAUUUUUGAAUAAUACAUAAAUGCUAUACUAUGUUGCCUUCU
Messenger RNA from Argentina anserina (silverweed cinquefoil), 1669 nucleotides. Its product is annotated as E3 ubiquitin-protein ligase RHF2A. The transcript has 9 exons. Bases 157 to 1320 code for a protein of 387 amino acids. Lineage: Eukaryota; Viridiplantae; Streptophyta; Magnoliopsida; Rosales; Rosaceae. The record is from RefSeq and is a predicted model, not a curated record.